GGGUUAAGGCCUGGGUCCCGCCUCUUUUCCCGCCAGGCUGGCGGGAGUAUGAAUAGCCUCGCUCCCACUCCCGACUCUCAGUCGCUUCAGCUGCGCCCCGCCCCGUCAUUGUCCCCAUCCGUCUUCUUUACCCUUCCGUCCUAAAAGCUUUGAGAGCUGCUGGCUUCUCCCGGUGCUUCGCCUCUCUCCACCUUCGGUGGGUCAGACGGGCAGGAUGGAGGGCUGCCUGGGGGAGGAAUCUUUUCAGAUGUGGGAGCUCAAUCGGCGCCUGGAGGCCUACCUGGCCCGGGUCAAGGCGCUAGAGGAGCAGAAUGAGCUGCUCGGCGCGGAGCUCGGGGGUCUCCGGGCACAGGCCGGGGACGCCUCCUGGAGGGCCCGUGCCGACGACGAGCUGGCGGCCCUGCGGGCCCUCGUCGACCAGCGCUGGCGGGAGAAGCGCGCGGCCGAGGUGGCGCGCGACAACCUGGAAGAAGAGGUGGAGGGCGUGGCGAGCCGGUGCCAGCAGCUGCGGCUGGCCCGGGAGCGGACCGCGGAGGAGAUGGCCCGCAGCCGGCGUGCGGUCGAGGCCGAAAAGUGCGCCCAGGCCUGGCUGAGCACCCAGGCAGCGGAGCUGGAGCGCGAGCUGGAGGCUCUGCGCGCGGCGCACGAGGAGGAGCGCGCGGGCCUGAACGCUCAGGCAGCCUGCGCCCCCCGCUGCCCCGCUCCGCCCCGCGGGCCCCCCGUGCCGGCCCCCGAGGUUGAGGAGCUGGCGCGGCGGCUGGGCGAGGCGUGGCGCGGGGCAGUGCGCGGCUACCAGGAGCGCGUGGCGCACAUGGAGACGUCGCUGGGCCAGGCCCGCGAGCGGCUGGGCCACGCGGUGCAGGGCGCCCGCGAGGGUCGCCUGGAGCUGCAGCAGCUCCAAGCAGAGCGCAGCGGCCUCCAGGAGCGCAGGGCCGCGCUGGAGCAGAGGUUGGAGGCCCGCUGGCAGGAGCGGCUGCGGGCUACUGAGCAGUUCCAGCUGGCCGUGGAGGCCCUGGAGCAGGAGAAACAGGGCCUACAGAGCCAGAUCGCCCAGGUCCUGGAAGGUCGGCAGCAGCUGGCACACCUCAAGAUGUCCCUGAGCCUGGAGGUGGCCACAUACAGAACCCUCCUAGAGGCAGAGAACUCCCGGCUGCAGACACCUGGCAGUGGUUCCAAGGCUUCCCUCAGCUUCCUGGACCCUAAGCUGGAGCUGCAUUUCCCUGGGACCCCAGAGGGCCGGCGUCUGGGACCUUUGCUUUCUGUCCUGAGCCCUACUCCCCUCUCCUCACCUUUGCCUGAUACCCUUGAAACACCUGUGCCAGGCUUUCUGAAGAGCCAGGAACUCCUUCAGGCCCAUACCCCCACCUCGGCCAGCACCCCCAUUCCGCCCACACCUCAGGCUCCCCGCCCUGCCACAGAUGCCAAGAUCAAAGCCCAGGAUGCCCCUCUCUCCCUGCCCGGGAUGCAACAGGUUCCAGAAGCUGUGUGGGCUGAAGCCAAGGUGGCCAUCCCUGCCAGCAUCCUGCCAGGACCAGAGGAGCCUGGGGGCAAGCAACAAGAGCCCAGUCCAGGCCAGUCCUCUGAAGAUCAUGCCUCCCUGGCUCCAGCCCUCAGCCCUGACCAUCCCAGUUUAGAGGCCAAAGAUGGAGAACCCAGUGGGUCUAGAGAGUCCAGCAGAUUCCAGGAGGAAGGGGAAGGACAAAUCUGGGGGCUGGCAGAGAAAGAAACAGCUGUAGAGGUCAAAGUAAUAAGCAGCUUGCAGCAGGAAACAUGGCAAGAAGAGGGGGAUCUGGACAUGAAAGAAAUCCAAGACUCCCCAGGUCCUUUGGAAAAAGAAACUCUGAAGUCUCUGGAAGAGGAGAUUCAAGAGCCACUGAUUUCUCUGGAAAAACAGCGCCAUGAGACAAUGAGAUCCGUAGAGAAGGAGAAUCAAGAAUCUCUGAGGUCUUUGGAAGAAGAGAACUUAGAAACACUAAAAACUCUAGAAAAGGAGAAUCAAGAGUUAUUGCAGUCUUUAGAAGCAAAGGAGAUGGAGGUAAUGAGACCUCUAGAAAAAGAGACUGUAGAACUACUUAAGCCUAUAGGAAAAGAGGACCCACAGACAUUGCAAUCACUAGAAAAGGAGAGUCAAGAAAUAAUGAGAUCUCUUCAAGGAAAUGUAGAAGCAUUUUUAUAUCCAGGAAAGGAAAAUCAAGAAUUAGUGAGGUCUCUAGAAGAGGAGAACUUUGAGUCAUUGAGAGCUCUAGAAAAGGAAGAGCAAGAGCCACUGAGAGGUCAAGAAGUAGAGGACCAGGAAACAUUGAGACCCUUAGCAAAAGAGAAUCAAGAGCCACUGAGAUCUCUAGAAGAAAAAGACCAGGAGACAUCAAGACCUCUACGAACAGAGAAUCAGCCACUGAAGUCUCUAGAAAAAGAAGACCAGAUGACGUUGAGCCCUCUAGAAAAGGUGAAACCAGAGGCACUAAAGUCUCUUGGAAAAGACCAGGAGAUAGUUAGACUUCUCGAAAAAGAGAAUCAAGACUUAUUAAGGUCCCUAAAUGAAGAGAGUGUAGAGGCAGUGAAAUCUUUAGAAACAGAGACUCUAGAACCCCUAAAGCCUACAGGAGAAGAAAAGCUGGAAAUGUUGAAACCUAUAGAAAAGGAAAGUCAAGAACCACUGGGGUCUGUGGAAGGGAACCAAGAGACAUUGAGACCCCUAGAAAAGGAGACUCAGAAAUCACUGAGCUCUCUGGGAGGGCAGAGCGUAGAGAAUAUGAGAUCUCCAGAGGAGGUAGACAAGGGAAGUCAAAAGUAUCUGGAAGAGGAAGAGAACGUGGAGAAGGGAGAGAAUCCAGAGCCACCGAGGUCCCUGGAGGAGGAGGGACAGGAGCUGCCACUCUCUGCACAUCUGCAGAAGUGGGAAGAUAUGGUGCAGGGGGAUCAAGAACUGGAUCAGGAAACGCCCCCUGGGAGACCUGAAGUGGACAGUGAGGACGAGGCAGAGAUGGAACCUAGGGAACGGGGUAGCUUCGCUGGGAAGGGGGAGGCUGUAGACCAGGGGGAGCCGCAGCUGACGGCCACAGGCAAGGCCUGGAGCCCAGGUGAGGGGCAGCCAGGGAGCUCUGAGGCCAAAGAGCAGAGGGUCUCAGCUGAGGGAGCCAGUGGGGUGGGAGGCACUGAGGGCCUCCAGGACCCUGAAGAGCGGCCAGAGCAGGUGGGGACCCCGGGCCUCCCAGCUCCCCAGGGAAUGUCAGAGGUGAUAGAGCCAGUGUUGGAAGGUGAGGAUGUGGCCCCCAGGGAUGGCCGAGCCUCCCCAGAGGUCACCUUGGGCUUAGAGACUGCAGGAGAGGAACAGGGACCGGAGCAGGAGGCGGUAGGGCUGGAGGACCCAGGCGGCCUGGCCAUAGAGGAGGUGAUGGAGCCACCCCUGGGGGAGGAAGGUUUGGAGGCAAAGAGGGUGCAGGGCUUGGAAGGGCCCAGAAAGGAGCUGGAGGAGGCAGCUGCUCUGGAGCCAGAGCUCUCCACACUGCCCAGGAAGAGCAGAGACCCGCUGGAGACUGCCAGGGGCUGGGAGGAGUCUGAGCCUGAAGCCCCUGAGGAAGCAGAGGAGAUGUUCCCUGCUGAGACCUCGUGCUGCGAUGGAAGUGAUACCCCUCAACCCAGGCCCUUGAGCUCAGAGGGAGCAAACGAGGAUGCCAAAGCAGUGCUGGGGCCCCCCAGCCCACGGCCCACUGAGUCCUGCUCACCCAUCCCAAUCCCUGAAGAUGCCUCUGGGCCCCAGCCCCUGGCUGAGGGGAGCCAAGAGGCUAGCUGGGGGCUGGCAGGCAGGGCUGAGGCCCUGGGAAAGGUGGAGGGUGAUCAGGAGGAUUUGGGCUCGGGGGGAAUCCCUGAAGGCCUCCAGGAGGAGGGGGAGGAGAGCAGAGAAGAGAGUGAGGCUGAUGAGCUAGGGGAGACCCUUCCCGACUCCACUCCCCUGGGCCUCUACCUCGGGUCCCCUGCUUCCCCCAAGUGGGACCUGGCUGGAGAGCAGAUGCCCUCCCCUCAAGAGGAGGCUGGAAAGGAAGGCUGGGGUCCUGCAGUCCUGGCCUCUGAGGGCCUUGGGGCCCAUCCUUCAGAGGAGGAGGAGGGGGGAGAUGAGGAGGAGGAACGUGGCCAUGACUCUGAGCUGUCAGAAGAAUUUGAGGACUUGGGGACUGAGGCUUCUCUUCUUCCUGGGGUCCCUGGGGAGGUGGCAGAGCCUCUGGGCCAGGUGCCCCAGCUGCUACUGGAGCCUGCAGCCUGGGAUCGGGAUGGGGAAUCUGAUGGAUUUGCAGACGAGGAAGAGAGUGGGGAGGAGGGAGAGGAAGAAGGUGAAGAAGAGGGGAGGGGUUGGGGGGCAGGGCCCGCUGUGGGCAGCCUCCCGGCCCUGAGUGGCCCUCAGAGAGGGAACCUCCUGGGGUCUGAGACCAUGGAUGUCAGUGUCCCCUGGGAUGAUGGCUUGAGGGGUGCAGCAUCUGAUGCCCCCAUGACCGCCCUGGAGACUGAGUCCCAGGACAGCACGGAGGCCUCAGGAUCAGAGGAAGAGUCUGAUGCUAUUCCCUUGGAGAGGGAGGGCCAAGUCCCUGGCCCUCUGGGGACCCUCAGUGGGCUGGAGGACACGGGCUUGGAGGUAGGGGACACCCUUGGUGUCAAUGGCCAGGGCCCCAGCCUGAAGGAAGAGUUGGAGCAUGUGAAUGGGGGUGUGGUGAACGGGCUGGAGCAGUCUGAGGGAGUAAGGCAGGGGAAACCGGGGCCCCCUGAGGGCGACCAAGGGAGCCCCUUGGAGGAGGCGGAGGAGGGGGAUACCCUGAAGACCCCUUGGGCAGGGGCUCCUCUUCACCUGGGCCAAGGCCAGCUCCUGAAGUUCAAUCAGCGAGAAGGAGAUGGAGACUCCUGGUCCUCAGGGGAGGACUAGAGGAACAGCACCCCCUCCUGCCCUGAGGUCUUGGGCAGGGGGGUAUCCCCAAACCCCUCCCUCCUCGGAGGCAGCACCCUUAACUUAUCUCUUGACCUGUGGUUUCUGUCCGAGAGGGCUGGCUAGCAGAGGUGAAAUGGGUGUGGCAAAGGAACCCGUUCCAAGAAUGCAGGCUCUGGGAAUAGAUACCAGCCCCUUAGACCCUGCUAAGGGGGACAUCCACCCUGCACUGUCCCACGAGGCUGAAGCCAACUGAAUCUCUGUAGGACUAGGCCCCCCCCCUUUUUCCUUGCACUCCCCUUCCUCCCCAUCCCAUCAGCUGGAAAAGGCCAGGGGCCCAGUGGCUCCUCCAAGGGGAGGGGGCCGUGGUGGUCCAUGCUCCAGGGCUUACCAGCUCUGCCCUUCUUCACUGCACCCUCAUGGGAUGUCUGGCUGGUGGCUAAUGGGGGUGAGGGGGUGCUCCUAUGUCCUGACCCCCCCAUAUGCCAGCCAUGUUGUAGCCCCAUCUGGCUUUUCCCUGCCUGAAUAAAGUAAUGCCUCCGCCUA
Messenger RNA from Physeter macrocephalus (sperm whale), 5458 nucleotides. It is a transcript of the gene NES, whose product is annotated as nestin. Gene Ontology annotation, molecular function: intermediate filament binding; CCR5 chemokine receptor binding. Gene Ontology annotation, cellular component: intermediate filament. NCBI's taxonomy places the organism in Eukaryota, Metazoa, Chordata, Mammalia, Artiodactyla, Physeteridae. The transcript has 4 exons. Gene Ontology annotation, biological process: positive regulation of intermediate filament depolymerization. Bases 215 to 4912 code for a protein of 1565 amino acids. The record is from RefSeq and is a predicted model, not a curated record.